UUGAGUAGAGAGACAUGAUCCAUCCCCGUACUCCCAACGGGAUGCUAACCUGCUGGGCAUCCAUUGCCAUGAUGCUGCUGCUGCUGAUCACGGUGCCAGCGGUCGCCGCCACCGGCGAUCCACCAACUAUGAUAGGGAUGCCAAACUGCAACACCACCUGUGGCAACGUGACCGUGCCUUACCCAUUUGGGAUGGGCCCGGCCCGUUGCUACCGGUCGCCGGGGUUCAAGCUCACCUGCGACCACGGAAGUAGUAAUGUCCCAAGGCUUCUGCUCGGCGACGGUCAUGCCGGCAUGCUUGAGGUCGUCGACAUCUCCCUCGACUCCAGCACCAUCACCAUCGACACGGUGCAGUCCGUAAACAAGAGCGGCUGGUCCGGCCGGUGGAGUCUCGGUGGCACUGAGACCACCGGUGGCUUGUCAUACUUCCUGGAACCGGGAUACAACGAGCUCAUCCUCACGGGCUGCAAUGUGAAGGCAACGUUAAGGGGGAAUGGGAGCCUCAUCAGCGGCUGCAUCUCUUUGUGCAGCGCUGGUUCUGUUAAGCCCAACAUUUAUUGUCGGCCAAACGGCAAUUUCACUGCCUGCACCACAAUUGGUUACUGCAAGUCAUCCAUCGUGACUGCCAGCACAUCCUUGGGAAUGGAACUCAAGCGGCUCAACUACUGCCUUCCCAAUCCCAAGGACAAUGAUUUGCCCGUGAAUGUGCUCAUCGCCCAGACCGGUUGGUUCGACUUACAGCAGUACCUGGACGUGGUUCUGAACAUUACUACCAGCGACGACAAAGAUCGGGGUAAGGCUGAUCAGCUCACUGUCCCCGUGAGUCUCGGGUGGGGGGUGAUUCACGGCCCAGCCAAUUAUCCUAUCAUCCGAGUGGAAUGCCCGGACCACACAGCCCAGAGCAUCUGCAAGAGCACCAACAGCGAUUGCAGACAGGCCGCAUACGGAGGCGCCUAUUCCUGCCGGUGCAUGAAGGGCUAUGAGGGAAACCCUUACCUCACCGGAGGAUGCCAAGAAGCCAAAGUCAAAGACUGCGAUCAGAACGGAACAUAUGGCUGCUUAGGCGACUGUGAGGAACUGCAGGGAUCGUUCCGGUGCCACUGCCCCAGAGGAACCCAUGGCGACCCCACCAUACCCGGUGGCUGCGUCAAGUCAGGUAACUUGGGCAUAAUCAUUGGUUUCUCGGUUGCUAGUGGCCCAUGCAUCCUGCUUUUGGUUGUUGGUGCACUGCUAAUAACUCGCGAUCUUAAGCAACGCAAGACGAUGGCGUUGAGACACAAGUUCUUUAGUCAAAACCGUGGACAACUGCUGAAGCAAUUGGUAUCUCAUAGGGCAGACAUCGCAGAGAGGAUGCUCAUUUCUUUAGAGGAGCUAGAGAAAGCCACCAACAAUUUUGAUCAAGCUCGUAGGCUUGGUGGUGGUGGGCAUGGCACUGUCUACAAAGGCAUUUUGUCAGAUCUGCAUGUGGUGGCCAUCAAGAAAUCAAAUAUUGUGGUCAAGAGAGAAAUUGAUGAGUUCAUAAAUGAGGUUGCUAUGCUCUCGCAGAUCAACCACAAGAAUAUUGUUAAGCUUCAAGGUUGUUGUCUUGAGACAGAAGUACCUUUACUCGCCUAUGAGUUCAUUUCCAAUGGAACGUUAAGUGACCAUCUGCACGUGGAGACACCUAGAUCACUACCUUGGAAAGAUAGGUUAAGGAUAAUAGGUGAAGUAAGCAAAGCUCUUGCUUACCUCCACUCUGCCAUUUCAGUCCCCAUAAUCCACAGAGAUAUUAAGCCUUCCAACGUACUUCUUGAUGAUGCCUUGACAGCCAAAGUGUCAGAUUUUGGAGCUUCAAGGUAUAUCCCCAUAGAUCAAACAGGAAAAACAACUGCAGUGCAGGGGACUAUUGGAUAUUUAGACCCUAUGUAUUAUUACACGCGACGACUAACCGAAAGUAGCGAUGUCUAUAGCUUUGGAGUCCUUCUUGUUGAGUUGCUUACAAGGAAGAGACCAUCAUUGUGUAUGUCCUCCGAAGGUGAUUGGAUUGUCACUCAGUUUGUUGAAUUACAUGAGGAUGGCAAUCUGGUCGAUAUACUGGAUCCACAGAUUGUGGAGGAGGGAGGUAAGGAAGUGGAAGAAGUAGCUACUUUGGCUGUGUCGUGCAUGAAACUGGUAGCAGGAGAGCGACCAACAAUGAGGAAAGUGGAAAUGGCAAUGGAGGCUCUCCAACCACCUAAGGAGCGUGUCAUGGGUGGUUUGACAAGCAAUGGAGCGAAUCGAAGAGAAGUAAGCAGGUGUUAUAGCCUAGAAGAAGAGUUUGCGCUAUCCGGGAGAUACCCUCGAUAGACUUGCUGGUUUAUGUUAGCAAUUAAGCUUAGGUAGGAGGCGUGCUGUGUUUGGAAGUGUUUGAGUCGGUCCAGUAUACGUAUGAGGAUAGGUCGUAUUAGGAAAUGUUUUGUAAGACGGUGUUAUACCAGGUCGCGUUGUGUUGGGCCUGUGUUGUGUUGGACACGAGUUUGUAUCCCCUAUAUAAUGCAAUGAAAAAGACCACGAAAAGCAGCUCGUAUUGCUGCACCAA
Molecule: messenger RNA, 2556 nt
Organism: Triticum aestivum (bread wheat)
Lineage: Eukaryota; Viridiplantae; Streptophyta; Magnoliopsida; Poales; Poaceae
Product: wall-associated receptor kinase 2
Exons: 3
Coding region: 15-2324 (769 amino acids)
Biological process (GO): protein phosphorylation; cell surface receptor signaling pathway
Cellular component (GO): plasma membrane
Molecular function (GO): polysaccharide binding; ATP binding; protein serine/threonine kinase activity
Source: RefSeq, a predicted model, not a curated record